Molecule: messenger RNA, 679 nt
Organism: Alnus glutinosa
Lineage: Eukaryota; Viridiplantae; Streptophyta; Magnoliopsida; Fagales; Betulaceae
Product: dual specificity phosphatase Cdc25
Exons: 3
Coding region: 68-466 (132 amino acids)
Cellular component (GO): cytoplasm; nucleus
Molecular function (GO): protein tyrosine phosphatase activity
Source: RefSeq, a predicted model, not a curated record
GUACAUCCUUCUCUCUCUUUUUUCUUGGGACAGAAAGAAGAGAAAAAGAACGAAGAAAAGCAGAGAGAUGGCUCGCAGCAUCUCCUACCUAACUGGCUCUCAGCUGCUCUCUCUCAAACGCCGCCCUAAUAUUGCCAUCAUAGACGUCAGGGAUGACGAGAGAAGUUAUGACGGUCAUAUAGCUGGGUCUCUCCACUAUGCGAGCGACAUUUUCUCUGACAAGAUAUCCGAUCUUAUUCAGGAGGUGAAGGGGAAAGAUACCCUUGUUUUCCACUGCGCUCUCAGCCAGGUUCGUGGACCAACUUGCGCACGAAAGCUUGUUAAUCAUCUUGCGGAGAUCAAGGAAGAUGCUGGAAUAAAGAACAUUUUGGUUCUGGAACGUGGCUUCAACGGCUGGGAAGCUUCUGGUAGACCUGUUUGUCGCUGCACUGAUGUACCUUGUAAGGGCGCGAGUGCUAGUACUUAAUUAAUUGAAAGGAAUCCAUUAAUUGUCAUGUUGUGGCCAUCUACAUGCAAUUUCAGUUAUCAGAAUUCAUGGCAAUUUGACGUGUUGCCAAACUGCUAAUCCAGUUUCUACACUACUUUUUAUCCUUCUCUAUUUUGUGAAAUAUUCUGGAGAGCAACCCACGGAUUCUAUAAAGAAUGCAAAAACAAUCUGCCGUUAUAUACGGUUUACCUA